Messenger RNA from Orbicella faveolata, 1770 nucleotides. RefSeq lists its product as uncharacterized. Lineage: Eukaryota; Metazoa; Cnidaria; Anthozoa; Scleractinia; Merulinidae. The record is from RefSeq and is a predicted model, not a curated record.
AACAAAGAAAUUUAGACUUCAGUCCCUUCAGCACUCGGCUUAUUAAGAGGUAAAAAAGCUUCCAUGUGCAGUUACCUUUCAUUGUUCUUCAAAAGAAAGAACUGGGUCUUAUUUGGAUGGGAUCCUCGAAAUCCAAGCUACAGAUUUCUAAUUCUGAAGUUUUGAAAGAGGCAAGGCAACUGCAAGGUGUUAGUUCUCAAAGCUUUUGUCAGGCAAUGACUGCUCCAAUUUCUUUGUUCAUGGUGGGAGAUGUUAUGUUGGGACGAGGCAUUGACAUGAUCUUAGAACACUCCUGCAACCCUGUACUCUAUGAAAGCAAUGGUCUUGAUGCAAGAGACUAUGUAUCUUUAGCAGAAACACAAACUGGACCUCUUCCUGAUAAAAGUGAACGGCCAGUUGAUUACGUUUGGGGGGAUGCAAUACAAAUUCUUAAAGAAAAGAAGCCAGAUCUAAGAAUCAUUAACUUGGAAACAUCAGUGACAACAAGUGACACACCAUGGCCCAUGAAAGGAAUCCAUUAUCGUAUGCAUCCAAAGAAUAUAAACGUCAUCCAGUCUGCCAAUGUCGACUGUUGUGUCUUGGCAAACAAUCAUGUUGCUGACUGGGGAUUUCCUGGUCUCUUAGAAACUCUAGACACCCUUGAAAAUGUUGGUAUCAGAUUUGCCGGAGCAGGACGUACUUCUUCAGAAGCAAAAUCACCGGCUGUUUUUCAGUUUGCAAAAGCAGAUACCACCAGAGUAUUGGUCUUUGCUGCUGGUCACUCCUCUAGUGGAGUUCCUGAUUCUUGGCAGGCAAGAAAGAACAAGGAAGGAGUUAAUAUUCUUGAGUUUUAUGAGGCAAGCAGAGCAGUAAACAAGCUAAAAGAACAAAUUGAAAAGUACAAAAGAGAUGGCGACAUCAUCGUUUUGUCAGUUCACUGGGGAGGAAACUGGGGCUGGAGUGUUGACUCUUCCUUUAUAAAGUUUGCGCACAAAGCCAUUGAUGAGGCAGGGGUUCAUGUCAUUCAUGGGCAUUCAUCACAUCAUGUCAAAGGCAUUGAGGUGCACAAUGGUAGACUCAUUAUUUACGGAUGUGGUGACUUUUUGAACGACUAUGAAGGAAUCACAGGUCAUGAAAGCUUCCGUGAUGAUCUUGCUUUGAUGUACUUUGUUGACAUAAAUCCAGAAACAGGCCUCUUGGCUGGCCUCAGAAUGGUGCCUACUCAGAUCCAGCACUUACGAGUUAACAAAGCCAAAGAGGAGGGUAUUAACUGGCUUGUAAAGACUAUGUCAAAAGAGUGUAGGAAAUUCAACUGUGAUGUGAAAAGAGUUAAUAAUGAAAUCCAUUUGGUCUUCUAAGUUUUGGCAUAUUAACCCAAGAUGGGGUUAAGGAAGCAUCGUGGAGUGUGAAUCAGAGUACCAAAAUGCUCUGUAAAAAUACAUUCCAACUGCAUCUAAAAUUAUUUUAUAGAGCUAUUUGUUGACUUUUCUAUUUAAAUGCUUUUUGAUAAACUAUUUAGCAGGAACGUAACAGGUGGAUUCAUUAAGGCCUUUUCUGAGCAUGCUAUUUUGCAAGAAGUAAAUGUUAGUGAAAAAUAUUUAAAAUAUAUUUACAAGUAUUCUUACAAGUGAAAGGAUGGUAUUUGGAGAAUAUCAUCCUUUGGUCUUGAUGUCACUGAUCAAGUGUAAUAGCUGGGUGACCAAGAGUCAGUAUUCUCGCGGUACAGCCCUGAACAAUCUUGGUCAAUUUGAGGUUUUUAAGCAAGUUUAGUAAUAUAAAUUUUUAAAAAAA